Lolium perenne is the source of this 1162-nucleotide messenger RNA. RefSeq names its product calcium uniporter protein 6, mitochondrial. The record is from RefSeq and is a predicted model, not a curated record. Gene Ontology annotation, biological process: mitochondrial calcium ion homeostasis; calcium import into the mitochondrion. Lineage: Eukaryota; Viridiplantae; Streptophyta; Magnoliopsida; Poales; Poaceae. Gene Ontology annotation, cellular component: uniplex complex. Gene Ontology annotation, molecular function: calcium channel activity; uniporter activity.
AGCAAGAACCCGACAUGUAGAAGAAGCUUCAAAGAUCGGGGGAGGUCAUCACGGCAUCCACAGUUCAACUCCACUUCCACACGCCGGCCUCGACCCGCCACCACCUGCAAGUCCUCCACCAUGUGGCGCGCGGCAGCCUCCCGCCUCCGCUCGCAUUCUCCGUUCGGUUCACCCCACGCGCCCUGCCGCCUCUUCUCGCCACCGCCGGUGCGGGUGGAGCCGCCGGUCACGGCGACGGAGGCGCGUCGCCUGGUGCGGCUCGUGGGCGUCGAGGCCUUGAAGCGGCGGCUGCGGGACAGGGCCGGCGAGGCGAUCGGGUACGGGGAGCUCCUCGACGCGUGCGUGGAGGCCGGGGCGGCGCGGACGCACGGCGAGGCCGAGGGGCUCGCGCGGGCCAUGGACGACGCCGGCGUCCUGCUGCUCUUCAGGGACAAGGCCUACCUCCACCCCGAGAAGGUUGUGGAUCUGGUCAGAAAAGCUGUACCACUCGCGCUGGAGGUAGAGAAUGACCCGAGGAAAGAAGAGUUCAAGCAGCUUCAGGAAAGGAAGGACGACAUCGACAAGCUAGCGCACAAGCAAGUCCGGCGCAUCCUCUGGUCCGGCUUAGGGUUCCUCAUGACCCAGGUCGGUCUCUUCUUCCGCCUCACGUUCUGGGAGCUCUCCUGGGACGUGAUGGAGCCCAUCGCCUUCUUCACGACUGCAUCCGGGCUGCUCGUCAGCUACACCUAUUUCCUUGUAACCUCGAGGGACCCGACGUAUCAGGACUUCAUGGAGAGGCUGUUCUUGUCGAGGAGGAAAAAGCUUUGCGCCAAGCAGAAGUUUGACAUGAACAGGUACCUGGAGCUUCAGAAGCAUUGUAAGUGUCCUCUGGAAGGUCCUAAGCUUCACAACUUCUAUGGAUUGUACAGUAAGUAAAUGGAUGCAACAUUUACAGUUGUAAAUGGAUGCAACAUUUACCUUUCUCUUACAGAAGAAAUCAUAUUACCAGCUUCCAAAGUGUUAUUUACAAUAGGCACUAGUCACCUGGCAGUUUAACCUUAGAGCCAUUAUCAUUAUGCAAUUAUAAUCGUUCUGUACUUUUGGAGGUUACAACUGAUAUAGCUGUAUGUGUCCUUAUCUGUAUCUGAUUUUAUUUAUUAUAUAUGUAUGACUGUUAUUUCAA